Hypomesus transpacificus is the source of this 2918-nucleotide messenger RNA. It is a transcript of the gene kiss1ra, whose product is annotated as KISS1 receptor a. Gene Ontology annotation, cellular component: membrane. The transcript is spliced from 5 exons. Bases 302 to 1441 code for a protein of 379 amino acids. Gene Ontology annotation, biological process: neuropeptide signaling pathway. Gene Ontology annotation, molecular function: G protein-coupled peptide receptor activity. Lineage: Eukaryota; Metazoa; Chordata; Actinopteri; Osmeriformes; Osmeridae. The record is from RefSeq and is a predicted model, not a curated record.
GAAAGUCCUUCAAAAACUAAACUAUAGGUACACAUCACUGCUCCCAACAGAAACGGGCCUGAACUUCUAGAAGCUAUUAAGGUUAAGCAGAGGAAUUAAAGGUCAUUACGCUUGAAGAACUACAAAGCGCAACUAAUUUUCCGCCCAGGAUCUAUGAAAUAAAGCGUUUUUACUGAUCCAUUACCUCUAUAAUCUUGAAUACACGCUAUUGCUUAACGCACCAGUUUGUUUAAACGAAAGGAAACACAGUUGUAGGCUAUCACUCUCUCCUGAAAGCUUCAGAGGAACCGCACGCUCCGCUAUGUUCGCAUCGCAUGAAUGGAAUUCUACGGAGCUGUGGCUGAACAACUCCUCGGAGCUCAACAGCUCUCGAAAGGAUUCGGCGGCAGCGGAGGACGAGGAAGGGGAGGAACAUCCGUUCCUAACGGACGCUUGGCUUGUCCCUCUCUUCUUCUCGCUCAUCAUGCUUGUGGGUUUGGUUGGAAACUCCUUGGUCAUCCAUGUCAUCUCAAAACACAGGCAGAUGAGGACCGCCACCAACUUCUAUAUAGCGAACCUUGCAGCUACUGACAUCAUCUUCCUGGUAUGCUGUGUUCCCUUCACUGCCACACUCUACCCUCUGCCUGGAUGGAUCUUUGGGGAAUUCAUGUGCAAAUUUGUUGCCUUCCUUCAACAGGUGACGGUCCAGGCCACCUGUAUCACACUGACAGCUAUGAGCGGUGACCGUUGCUAUGUCACCGUCUACCCCUUAAAAUCUCUCCGCCACCGCACGCCUCGGGUUGCCAUGAUAGUCAGUAUCUGCAUUUGGAUCGGUUCCUUCCUCCUCUCCAUCCCUAUUUUCCUGUACCAGAGGAUCGAAGAGGGAUACUGGUAUGGUCCCAGGCAUUACUGCAUGGAACGCUUUCCCUCUAAGGCCCACGAGAGGGCCUUCAUUCUCUACCAGUUCAUAGCUGCCUACCUCCUGCCUGUCCUCACCAUCUCCCUCUGUUACACUCUCAUGCUGAAGAGGGUGGGGCAGCCUGCUGUUGAACCGGUGGACAACAACUACCAGGUCAACCUGCUGUCAGAGAGGACCAUCUCCAUAAGAAGCAAAAUCUCCAAGAUGGUGGUGGUCAUCGUCCUCCUCUUCACCAUCUGCUGGGGUCCCAUCCAGCUCUUUGUGCUUUUCCAGUCUUUUUACCCUGACUACCAGCCCAACUAUGCCACCUACAAGAUCAAGACGUGGGCCAACUGCAUGUCUUACACCAACUCCUCUGUCAACCCUUUCGUUUACGGCUUCAUGGGCGGCAGCUUCAGGAAGUCCUUCAGGAAGACCUUCCCUUUCCUCUUCAAGCACAAGGUGAGGGACAGCAGCGUGACAUCGCGAACUGCCAACGCCGAGAUCAAGUUUGUGGCCGCGGAGGAAGGCAACGUCAACAACAACAACAGUGAUGAGAAAUGACUACAGGAAGUAAAAACAACAUAAAUGACUACAGGAAGUAAAAACGACAUGAAUGACAACAGGAAUGAAUUACAAGAACCAUGAUAGAGAGAAGCAUCAUUUACUGUGUGUGUUGACUGUUUUUCAUGAAACAGAGCAUUCAUUGACAACAUAUUCACUAUUACAGUAAACAUGGGACCAUUUGAGAUCAUUGAAUGUAAUAACUGAAAUAAUUGGAAUCACAGAUUAUGCAGUUACAGAAUGAUUUGAUUGACAAUCUAUAUGACCUUGUAAUAACUCAAAUAUGAAAUUACAAGCUCUUCUUGAUUAUUAAAGCCAUUCGUUACCCAAUGAAAAAACAAACAGAUAGACGCAUGCUUCCUGAAUGGAGAGAUGGAUGACUGUAGAAAUGCUGUCACAUGCAGACUCAGAUGCCAGGUCUAUUGAGGACUGCCAGAUGUGUAAGAACCUGCAGUAGCAGCGAAGUGGGUAAUGAGGCACGGGCUGUGUUUACUCUGUUAUUAUGUUCCACCAUAACGCCUCCCCAACAUACAACACAGAGCACAAGUGUCAGGUCAGGCGGCCAGCCGCACCCUCAUGGGAAUGCAAGAAACCAAGAUUCCUAUGGCAUGACCUUACCUAACUCGGCCCCCUUCUUUUUCCUGAGAAAGAACCCAUCUAGGAUUAAGUUAUUCAAACUGUGAUCCCCCUCGUGUUGCCAGCCUUUUGUCUCUAUUUCAAUUGCAUAUCGGAAAAUCUGUGCUGUUGAAACAGAAUUUAAUUAAACCACAUUCUUCAUUUAGCUUUGUUUGAAGAUGAAGAGAGUAGGUCUUUUUUAUUUCACAGAAGGAUUUAACAUAAUAUUGAAGGUCAAUUAGAACAUCGUACAUUGAUGGGUUGUGAAAAUUAAUAUCCUGAAAGACCUGCCUUCCAGCACCUACUUUAUGUAAAAUAGCCAACUGUGAAUCACAUAGAUUUACCUCUCUUGAAUAUUUGCUAUGACCAGACAGCCUGGAUGUAGUCAGAUCUGUCUCAAUGGCCAGCAACUCCAGAGUUCAGUACAGUCAUUUCAGAGGAUUCUGAUGAUGCUUCAUGGUGUUAACAUGUCUGUUCUUACACCACUUAUAUGUUUUAAAUUGUAUGUUGACCUUUCUGUCCUGUGUACUAGAUGGAUAGAUAGUUUUAAUUGUCAUUCAACAGUACAGACCGGAUAGACCGAAAGAUAGCAUAUAAAUGCAGAAAUCCCAUUCAAACAGCGGCAUAUAAAUACAGUUGUUGCAUAUCACAGACCAGUUCACAUGAGGCUCACUGUAAGGCAUUGAGAUGUUGUGAUUAGGGGUUGCUUUUCCUUCCUGCUGCAGUCUCAGUUUCAGAUCAGGAAAUAUAGACACCAGACACCAGUAAAUACAGUAAACAAUAUGAAUCCAGUAGUUUACAAUUGUGUAUAUUAGAAUAAUGUAUUCAUAAACACAUUUGUCUGUGGUUGUGUUGUUGUCGC